AUGCUUUUCCAAGGUCGGAAAGGCCUCAAGCCGGAGAGUCCGAAUCAGGACUCCUGGUUUUGCUUGAAGGUGGAGCAGUGCUUCUCACUUUAUGCCGUCUUUGAUGGCCAUGGGUCGAAAGGCCACAAGGUUUCCCAGUUUGUCAAAGACAACCUGCCGAAGCUGAUCCUGAUGGUGCCCCGAUCUGUUGCAGACUUCGGGGGUGAUUUGGUGCAACUUCGUGGGACAUCUUCACCAGUUGGGGAUUGGGUCGCCAUGGUUCCAUCGUCCCCAUCGUCCCGAUGGCAGGACGAGCGGUUCGGAAAGGACUCGGCUGAUUUGCCAGAUAUGUUGAAGGAAAACUUCCAGCGCACGCAAGAUCUGAUCAUCGCCUCGGACAAGAUCGGCAAGCUGUCUGCGGCACUGUCGGGAACAACCGCAACCUUGGUGGUACACGACCAUGAAAGCAAACAGAUUACCGUCGCCCAUGUUGCUGACAGCUCCUCUGUGCUCGGCCGUAGAAAGGGACCCGACGACUUUGAGGCAGAGCAGCUCACGCGAGAUCACAAGCCCAAUCUCAAGGAUGAGAAGGCGCGCAUUGAGAAGGCCGGCGGCAUGGUUGUCUUCGAUGGCUAUGCAAACCACCGGAUUUAUGCCAGGAAUGCCCGCCAUCCGGGGUGCCAGCCUCGAGCGACGUCUUAG
This is a messenger RNA of Symbiodinium natans, 681 nucleotides long. The record is from the annotation of a GenBank genome assembly. Lineage: Eukaryota; Dinophyceae; Suessiales; Symbiodiniaceae.